Nothobranchius furzeri (turquoise killifish) is the source of this 3093-nucleotide messenger RNA. The record is from RefSeq and is a predicted model, not a curated record. Lineage: Eukaryota; Metazoa; Chordata; Actinopteri; Cyprinodontiformes; Nothobranchiidae.
GAAUAAUCUAGUACAGGUUUGAAGUGUAUGUUGUAGUUUUUUUUAGCUAUGGUAGAUUAGAGAUGGUCAGUGUGAAGAAGAAUUAGGUGUAAUUGCCCUUUAGUCAUUUCCCAAAUUAGAAGCUAACUUCAGCCUUGUCUCCGUAAUGGGAUCUAAAGAGUGCAGCCCAGACUAGGAGAAAACGAGUCAAGGACGCUGCUCCACUGUUUGGAACGCAGCCUGCUCCGUUCCUUCCAGUCUGUUCACCUCCAUUCACAGUAAAUACAAGCAUGGAGGCUUUGACUCUCGGUCUCUAGCAGCGGGGGCUCGACACACAGCCGUAACCCGCUCACAGGAACCACAACAACCUACAAUCGUUCCCAUCUGUGGUUUAACUGGGAACCGGAACCGGGACCGGAGCAGGACGACCCGCCGUGCUCAGCAUGAAGCGGAUGUCCAUGGUGGCCAGGCACAAUGGCCUUGUCUCUCCUCUGGGAAACAACAAUUCGGGGGCUUCGAGCAUCGUCUCCCCAUCCCUACCGAGAGCCACAAGCGGGUUCGCUUCAUCAAACACCCCGGCAGGAGGCGGGGUGGACGGCCUGCUGGAUUUCUCCAAAGGCCCCGCCGUCAAAACAGAACUGGUUUGCAAAUGGAUCGACCGAAGUUGUUCGAAGCAGAGGCUCGGGCGGACAGCCACGUUCGUCUGCGACCAAACUUUCAGCUCCAUGCCUGAGCUCGUGGACCACGUCACCAGCGAGCACGUAGCCGCGGGGCUGGAGAGCCUCAGUCAUGUCUGCAUGUGGGACGAGUGUCUGCGCGGCGGGAAGGCGUUCAAAGCCAAAUAUAAACUCAUCAACCACAUCCGCGUGCACACCGGAGAGAAACCGUUCUCCUGCGCAUUUCCCAACUGCGGCAAGAUGUUCGCACGCUCUGAAAACCUCAAGAUCCACACGCGCACGCACACUGGGGAGAAGCCAUUCCAAUGUGACUUCUGUGAGCGGCGCUUUGCUAACAGCAGCGAUCGGAAGAAGCACUCCCAGGUCCACACAGCCUCUAAGCCUUACGACUGCAAGGCUCUGGGCUGCACCAAAUCCUACACCCACCCUAGCUCUCUGCGCAAACACAUGAAGAUUCAUGUCAAGUCCUCUCCUUCCUCAGUUGUCCACGACCUCUACCACUUUGACCAUCAUCAGCUCCAACCUCCUGUUUUUGAACCCCUGGACCUUAAAACAAACCACUUCUCUUCAUCUUUUACCAACAACAAUGCUCAUCUUCCUCUCCUGGCUGCUCAUGACUUGGAUAUGAGCUCAGCCAGUGAAGUCAGUAAUAAGAUGCUGCUGAGGAGUUCGUCUCCAGUGGCCAUGCCUUUGGAUCUCUCUCUGUCAGGUCUGAAGAGUCAGCCGAGUGGCAGAACGUCUCGGAGGAGCCAGCGCUCCGUGAACCCAGCCUUAACUUCUCUGUCUAAUAUUAAAGAGUGGUACGUGUGUACCAGGACUACAGCACCACACUUCCCACUCCUCCAUCCAGACCACAUCAAGUCAGAACACAAUGAUGAGGACGAGUACGUCACGUAAAUAAGAAAGACUGGUGAUUCUAGACUUCUUUCAUAUUCAGAGGCAGAUCAGGCAUGCUUUAACAACAGUGAGUACUGCUAAAGGCUGUCUGUAGAUAUUUAGGUGACGGACUUGGUACAGGCUAACUAAAGGAUGUCAGCUGCUGCUGGUAAAGAUGGCGCCUCCUGAAUUUCCAAGGGCUAAAUGGAUGAAAAUCUGAAGGGCAGCAAGGGCAGGAGACUCUGCCCCUGCCAGGUCUCCACGUGCUUUACACAUUUUUCUCAAUGAUUUUUAAGAGUUUAAUGAAACUGUGAUUCUGAUGAACUUGAGGUGUUCGGUGGGCUGGUGUGUGUGUUCUGUCCUCUCACCACACAAACACACACCUGAUAAUCUGUGUUAAGUGCUCAUGCUGCCUUCCAGGUAACAUUCAGCCUCUCCACAGAACCGGUGUACCGAUGAAGCCGCUGCAAAAGAAUCCCAGGUUUAGAUCUGACCUCAAAACUCUUCAGCUUAUUUAUUCUGUCCUCGAUGAGCGUUGGAGCUGGGAUCUCCUCACAAUAUGGCCUCUGUCUGCCUCACCCAUCAGACCCCACAGAGCACCCCCGUCCAACCCCGUAGAAGACGUGCAAAUAUCUGUUUAGAUGAAACGUUUCAAAAUGAAAACAAAAAUUUGAGUUUUAUUUUGAUUCCAAGUUAAAAACACAUUUAAACGUUUUCUCUUCCAUGCUCGGAAACACAAAUCUGAUUCAUAGUAACUGAAGUCAUGAAGCCGACAGAGAUUAUUGGUGUGUGCAGAGCUCUGACUGACUGGAUAGAUCCAGUUAGCAGAAACAGCUCAGAUAUUUCCGACCGUUCUUUCAUGUUCCCUAUAACAUUGCUCUCCAGAAGUUUAACUGGGCUCCUCUUGGUUCCAAGACCCUUCUUAUUAAAGUGAUAUACCCAAACAAACAACUGGUGACAUCAUCUUUUUUAAGCAUGUAAGUUUAUUAAACACAUGGAUCAUAUUGACUCACAGUUCCACGCGGCGAUGCAGAUGUAAACAUGGCUGACACCUGGGUUUGGGGAAAGAAUCACUCUAGUCAAGUUAGUUUCCUCAUCGUUGGAUACUCAAUAGUGAAGCCAUCUACAGGAAGGGGCAGAGUAAACUGUACUUCUUGAGCAGAUCUUUCAAGAUUUGCAGCAAGAUAUUGGGGUAGCAGCAUCAGAGCCAGGGACCCGAAGAAAGGCUCAACAACCUGAUAAAAAUGGCUGAUUCUGUGGAACCACUGGAGACAAGGGUGCAAAGAAGGAUUGUUCGUAAAAGUCAAAACCAUGAUGGACAACCCUGGGCGUCCUCUUCAUGGCACGGUAAUGCAACAACAGAGCAUCUUCAGUCUAGAGUCUUCUUCAGACCUGCUUUCUGCAAUUUGCUACAGGAGAUCCUACCUGCCCACAGCCAUCAGCCUGUCUUAUGAGAUCAUUACUAUUUGUGUUAUUUUAUUGUUUUUAUCACUGCUCUGAAGAAUGAGGUACAACAACACUCAAUGUCCGUCUUGGAUGAAUAAAGAAUUAUUUAAUUGAA